Molecule: messenger RNA, 1251 nt
Organism: Sclerotinia sclerotiorum 1980 UF-70
Lineage: Eukaryota; Fungi; Ascomycota; Leotiomycetes; Helotiales; Sclerotiniaceae
Exons: 3
Coding region: 1-1251 (416 amino acids)
Biological process (GO): vacuole fusion, non-autophagic
Cellular component (GO): fungal-type vacuole membrane
Molecular function (GO): phospholipid binding
Source: RefSeq, a predicted model, not a curated record
AUGGCUCCAACAACACCUCGAAACCAAUCCCCGUCACAACGUCCGCUCCCCGGAUCUCCAACUUAUUCAUAUGCUUCUACGCUUCCGCUUGCGUCCACAUUUUCCCUUGCGCUUCCUCCUCCGCCAGCCCCCCACCCUCCACACGCUGUCCUCACGAAAGCUGAUCUUGAACUCUCCCAAAUCGCCUAUUCGGAACUCAUUAGCACCGCCAAAAGUUACCGACUAGCACUCGCAGAGCUAAGCUCAUCUGCAUCCGCUUUUGGCAGCGCCUUAGAAGCAUGUGCACGAUUAAAAGAAGCACGAUCCGAAGGCUUGGCUCCACCUGGUGGCAGUCUUAGCAAUAGUUUUACGGCGAAAGGAAAUUGUACUGGAGAUAAUUUGAUGUCUGCUAGUGGAGUACACCAGUUGAUAGCGAACCAUCAGCAAAUACUUUCAGAAUGUGUGUACAGAUCAUUUGAGGUGCCUUUACUGCAUGAAUUAGACAAUUGGGGUCGGCAUAUAGAGGAAGAGGAGGUGUCAUAUCGGAAGGAAGUCAAGAUUAAGAGCAAAGAAAUUCAGAAGAUGGAGAAGGAGGGAAUGAGACUACACAAGCAGAGAAAAAGAGACGUGCGAGGAUUCAGGGGGCAUUUGGUGGAGUUAACUACAAGACUCGACGGCCUUACAACACUCCACGGUGAACAUUCGAGAGCCUUGUUGAGAGACUGUCAAGAUGUCAGCACCAAGGUUGUCGAAGCUAGUUCCUCUCUCGUUCGCGCAGAAGUGGAAAUUUUUGAAGCCCUCGCACGAAAAGGUUGGACGGGAGGUGGCCUCGAGGAUUUACUCGAACAUGGACAAGAUCUCUUCUCCUCGGAACCUCCCAUUGCAAACACAGAUUCCAGUGGUAGCCCAUCCAAGAUUUUUAGUAUUCUUCCACAAAAAUCUAUCCUUGUGGAUGCCACACAUCCCGCUCCCGAUACACCGCACAAAAAGAUACAUCACAAACGGAGCGACAGUCUUCUUGUUGACAACAACCAUUAUCAUUCUCUAGCUGCAGUCGCGGAACGUGAUAUAGAUGGGGGAUCAGUAUUUUCUGAGCGAGAUACGAGGAUUCCGAAUCGUUCCAGAGCUAUCAUUUUAUGUUUUGGUUUGUUUUGUUUUCAUCUCUUUCCAGUCAAGCGUAUACAAGGUGUUUGGGGUAUUUACUUUGGGUUCUGGGUUCUGGGUUUCGGCUUCUGGGAUGGAGUUAUACAAAAUUAUGUGAUAGCUGAGUAG